Messenger RNA from Priapulus caudatus, 1647 nucleotides. RefSeq names its product suppressor of hairless protein homolog. Gene Ontology annotation, molecular function: DNA-binding transcription activator activity, RNA polymerase II-specific; RNA polymerase II cis-regulatory region sequence-specific DNA binding. Gene Ontology annotation, cellular component: nucleus. The record is from RefSeq and is a predicted model, not a curated record. Gene Ontology annotation, biological process: regulation of transcription by RNA polymerase II. Lineage: Eukaryota; Metazoa; Priapulida; Priapulimorpha; Priapulimorphida; Priapulidae.
GUUCUUCUGUCCGCCGCCGUGCAUAUACCUGUUUGGUGACGGCUGGCGGCGGAAGCGCGAACAGAUGGAGGUGGUCGGCGAUGCCGACCCUAGUACACAGGUUUGCGCGUUCAUGGGCAUCGGCAACUCGGAGCAAGACAUGCAGCAACUCAGCCUAGAGAACAAGAACUAUGCGGCGGCGAAGACUUUGUAUAUAUCGGACUCGGACAAGCGCAAGCACUUCAUGCUCUCCGUGAAGAUGUUCUACGGCAGUGGUCAGGACAUAGGAGUAUUCCACAGCAAGCGCAUAAAGGUCAUCUCCAAACCGUCGAAGAAGAAACAGUCGCUAAAGAAUGCAGAACUGUGCAUCGUCGUCGGGAACAACAGGUGGCCGCUGUUCAACAGCCUCGCUAACAGAGACGGUGAGCCCCGGUUCUGCAGUAGAGAACGGAAACUUUUCACGCCGCUCAACGCCAGUGGGGCGCCUUCACCAUACACCUACUCGACGACUACGAGUCCGAGUCGGAGGAGUUUACUGUGCGGGCGGACGGAUUAUAUCCACUACGGCUCUACCGUCAAGCUCGUCUGUUUCCGUCAUCCGGCAUGCGGCUCGCCGCGGCUGAUCAUCCGUAAGGUGGACAAGCAGACGGCCAUGUUGGAUGCAGACGACCCGGUAUCACAGCUGCACAAGUGUGCCUUCUACAUGAAAGACACGGAGAGAAUGUACCUCUGUCUAUCUCAGGAAAGAAUCAUACAGUUCCAGGCGACGCCGUGUCCCAAGGAGCCGAACAAGGAGAUGAUUAACGACGGAGCGUCGUGGACGAUCAUCAGCACGGACAAGGCCGAGUACACGUGGUUCGAAGGCAUGGGCCUCGUCCGAGACCCCGUCACGCCCGUGCCUGUAGUCACGAGUCUCAACCUCAAUGGAGGUGGAGACGUGGCCAUGUUGGAACUGACAGGGGAAAACUUCUCACCAAACCUGAAGGUCUGGUUCGGAGACGUGGAAGCGGAAACGAUGUACAGGUGUGAAGAGAGCAUGCUGUGUGUAGUGCCGGACAUCUCAGCAUUCAGGGGCGGCUGGCAGUGGGUGCGGCAGCCAACGCAGGUUCCGGUGUCGCUCGUGCGUAACGACGGCAUCAUCUACGCGACGGGUCUCACGUUCACCUACACGCCCGAGCCGGGCCCGCGGCCGCGCUGCCCCAACGCCGAGGACAUCGUGCACGCCGCUCAGACGCACGGUGGCGCCCCCGCGCAGGCCUCGUCGAUGACCCCGGCCGACCUCACGUCUUGCGUGUCGUCCGCGGCGGCGGCGGCGGCGCACUACGCGAACAGCGUGUAGCGGGCGCCCCCUGGCGAGGGACGAUUCGAGCGAUUUCGUCGAGAACGCGCGGCGCCGCCUGGCGAGGAAGCGCAAGCGCACGUCGCGCGGCGAGUAGCCGCCUGGUGGCGGACGUGACGAACGUGUAGCCGCAGUACUACGCCACCCGGUGGUGUAAGACAUGGACGGCAGCGCCGCCUGGUGGAAGAGCGCACGCGCACUGCGCGCGAUCCGUCGACGCGAUCGCCUUGAGGCCGGACCGGAGGCGACACCUGGUGGCGGCGGCGGCGGAAAGACGAAGGACUUGUGAUAUUAGGUAGUUUCUGCCGUCGUCGUCGUCGUCGUCGUCG